GCCGCCCGGCCCACCGCUCUGACCACCGCAGCCGCACCGCCGCGGCACAGUACCCACGCAGGGACUGGCGCGCGACGCCGCGCCGCUACCCGGCCACGGUUGGUGAAGCACACACAUCUCGAAAGAAGACUAAGACGAGAAUGAGGGUCCCCACGAAGGGCUCAGAUCUUGGACACCGUUCCGCUGACUUGGAACUAGGAACUUUAAACAAGGCGUACGUCAUCGACGCCACAGAUCCCGUUAACGAGAGUCCCAAAUUGUCCGCAAGCUUAUCAAAUGGAAAAGAUGCAAAGGUGGCAGCUGAAGCCGAAGCGGAUGGCACGCCGCAGCGCGCGCAGUGGGGGAACCAGCUGGAGUUCCUCAUGUCGUGUAUCGCCAUGUCCGUCGGCCUGGGCAACGUGUGGCGCUUCCCGUUCACCGCCUACGAGAACGGCGGCGGCGCCUUCCUCAUCCCCUACAUCAUCGUGCUGUUCGUCAUAGGCAAACCGCUCUACUACAUGGAGAUGGCGCUCGGCCAGUUCACCAGCUACGGGCCAAUCAAGGUCUGGUACAUGGUGCCCGCGCUUAAGGGUAUCGGGUACGGACAAGCAUUGGCAACUAUUGCUACGCUAACAUACUACUGUUCGUUGAUGGCUAUCACAUCCUUGUACUUUGUAUUGUCAUUUAGUUCUGAACUUCCCUGGGCCAAAUGCCUCCCUGAAUGGGAAGGGUACUGCAUUGACUCCACUGGCAGUGGAGGUAACUUUACAGCUAACAACACGGACCUGCAGAGUUCGUCCGAGCUGUUCUUCCUGAAAUACGUGCUGAAUGAGGUUGCCGAUAUUGCUGAGGGCAUUGGAGUUCCAGACUGGCGCCUCACUAUAGGUCUGGCAGUUACGUGGAUUACCAUCUUCUUUGUGGUUUGGAAAGGCGUGAAGAGCUCAGGAAAGGCAUCCUACUUCUUGGCGCUGUUUCCCUACGUCAUCAUGAUCGUGAUCCUCAUACGCGGCGCUACUCUCCCUGGGGCUGGGGACGGUAUACUGUUCUUCAUCACGCCGCAGUGGGAUCGGCUCUUAACGAUUGAGGUUUGGUAUGCUGCCAUUACACAGUCGUUCUUCUCACUUACCGUCUGUUUUGGGCCACUUAUUAUGUACUCAUCAUACAACGACUUCAAUCACAAUGUUCACAGAGACGCGCUGAUUGUGACUACGUUGGACACAUGUACAAGUAUCUUAGCAGGCUGCACUAUAUUCUCCAUCCUUGGAAACCUCGCCUAUGAAAUGGGAAUAGACGACAUUUCUGCAGUAGUUAAUAGUGGGACUGGACUAGCUUUUAUCUCGUACCCUGAUGCCAUCGCGAAAUUCGAAUUCGUACCGCAGUUGUUCGCGGUGCUCUUCUUCUUCAUGCUCUUCGUGCUGGGCGUCGGCAGCGCCGUGGCGCUGGACAGCGCCGUCAAUACUAUCAUCCGCGACGACUUCCCCAGCAUCAAGCAGUGGAUGGUCGCUGCCUUGACGUGCGUAGGCGGGUUCCUAACAGGACUGGUCUACAUCACACCGGCUGGUCAGUGGAUAUUAAAUCUCGUCGACUAUUACAAUGUAACUUUGACAUGCUUUGUGCUGGCUUCGAUUGAAAUGGCAGCUGUGGCGUGGAUAUACGGAAUGGAUAACUUCUGCCAGGAUGUAGAAUUCAUGCUGGGACACAGAGUGGGAAUGUACUGGAGGAUCUGUUGGGGUUUCAUUACGCCUGUCGUGCUCAUAUUGGUUUUGAUAUACUCUCUCGUUACAUCUACUCCACUGACGUAUACUGGAAAAUACUACGACGACGCGUCAUACGUGGCGGCCUGGACUGUGUUUGGAUUUUCUGUUCUGCAGUGUCCGUUGUGGAUACUAUAUAUUCUUGCGAAGAACAGAUCUGGUCGCACUUGGAAAGAGGCAUUCCGACUGUCGUUCACGCCGUCGGCAAAGUGGGGUCCUAAAAACGAUAAACGAAGAGGUGAAUGGCUAGAAUUCAAAGCCAAUAAAAAAAGAGAAAUUCAGCUUAAAGAUCACGGAAUAUUUAAAACACUUAUAUUUCGAUAUUUAGGCUGCGGAAGACCUUGAAAAGACACUGAGAGAAUUUAUGUGUGUACAGAUGAUCCACAGUCCACGAGUUGCGGUGCACUGGCUUUCUUUGACAUAAAAAAAGUUCAACUUGAUAUAAUAAAGUAUUCCACUGACAUAAAUGGUGAAGAAUGAAAAUGUGUCGAAUCCUCUACAUACUGGACUAACAAUGCCGUAUUACUUCCAAGCACGUUCCUUAGUUUGGACUGGCCACAGCAAAACAGUGCUUAAGAACAGCUGACGUUGUUGAAAAAUAAAUGGAAGAGCUUUGUAACUGCCCAUGACGAAAUUCAUAUGCAAAUUUAUGCCACGUUACUUUACUCCAGUUGAAAAGCGUUCCAGGGAACGUAUCUGGGGUAUACCAUGCUCAUUGUCAGACUAAUAUUAAGGCAGUUUGAGAAUGACAGAAUUGUGGAUGAGUUCGCUGUUUUAAUAUAUCUCUGUCUGUCGCAAGUUCUGCAAUACUCAGGAGUAGACAAGCUGGCUGUGAUGUGAAUCCACUUGCUGUGUUAAGAAUACACAUGCGAAAGCUUACCUCUAUUUCGUAAGGCUUAAUUGUGAUAUUAGUGUAAGUGUAAAGAAUGUACAAAUUCUUUAUUAUGUAUGUUUCAAUUUGAUCUGUACCGUGUACACUGAUCACCUAUUAUACAGAGAGAAUUUCUGACUGUGACAUUACAGCAGAGACUCUACCAAAUAAAAAUAAGUUUUAUGAUA
Molecule: messenger RNA, 2792 nt
Organism: Schistocerca americana (American grasshopper)
Lineage: Eukaryota; Metazoa; Arthropoda; Insecta; Orthoptera; Acrididae
Product: sodium-dependent nutrient amino acid transporter 1-like
Exons: 13
Coding region: 141-2078 (645 amino acids)
Biological process (GO): sodium ion transmembrane transport
Cellular component (GO): membrane
Molecular function (GO): L-amino acid transmembrane transporter activity
Source: RefSeq, a predicted model, not a curated record